AUGGCUUUAGGUCAGCAAGUGAGACCUUGUGGAAUUUGUCAGUUGGUGGGGCAUCCUAGUGAUGCAUGUCCCACACUUCAAGAGGAUAUAAAUGAGCAUAUAAAUGCAAUGGGGGGAUUCCCAGGGAAACCUAGGCAAAGGUAUGACCCUUAUGCUAUAACUUAUAACGAAAGAUGGAAGGAACAUCCUAAUCUUCGAUAUGGGAAUCAACAACAAAUUGUGCCUACUAGACCACCAGGGUUUCCUUAUCAACAAAGGAAACAACAAACAUAUAUACUUCAACCUCAACAACCAAUUAUCUCACAAGCUCAAGAUCCAUCAAUGACUGAUAUGCUAAAAACGGAAAAUGCUAAUGCCAUCACAUUAAGAGACGACAAAACUUAUGAUCCACCCACUAUCCCAUCAAGUUCAAAUGAUGCACCAUUACCUCCUACCCAAUCCACCCAACAAGACAAAGAUGAAACCCCAACCACAACACUCAACCCUAAACCAACUAGUCCCACUUAUGUCAUGACUUCUCCAUUUCCUAGUUGUUUGAGAAAGAGAAAGAAAGAUGAAGCUGAACAAGAAAUACUGGAGACUUUUCACAAGGUUGAGUUUUUAAAGAAGUUAUGCACCAAUAAGAGGAAGCUAAAAGGGAAUGAAAAGGUGAGUGUGGGGGAAAAUGUUUCGGCGGUUCUUCAAAAGAAACUUCCACCAAAGUGUAAGGAUCCUGACACCUUCACUAUUCCUUGCACUAUUGGAAAUGAAAAGAUUAAAAGAUGUAUGUUAGAUUUGGGUGCUUCAAUCAAUGUAAUGACUUACUCUAUUUAUACCUCUUUGAAUUUGGGACCACUGGAAGAAACAGGGGUGAUCUUACAAUUAGCGGAUUGUUCUAAUGUAUAUCCAAGGGGAGUAGUAGAUGAUGUAUUGGUUAAAGUAAAUGAAUUGGUUUUUCCAGCGAACUUUUACAUUCUUGAUAUGGACGAUGACUCAGUUUCACGUUCUACACCAAUAUUAUUGGGAAGACCAUUCUUAAAGAUAGCUAGAACUAAGAUAGAUGUUCACGAGGGAACUUUGACCAUGGAGUUUGAUGGUGAGGUGAUUCACUUUAAUAUUUUUGAGGCUAUGCGGUAUCCAAGUGAUGUUCAUUCAUUUUCAUCAAUUGAUAUUCUGGACUCAUUGUCACAAAGAAUUCUUGAUUUACAUGGAGAGGGUGGGUUAGAUGUUGCUUUGAGGGAACCAAUAGACUUGAAGAAAGAUGAUGUCACUACUGAAGUAAAGGAGAUCAUGGCUGCACUUAAUAGUGGUGGAGAGGUUUCUAAAGAGGUGUCGUUCUUAGAGUUGCCUGUUUCUCAUGAGCAACUUCAACAAUCUGUUAAAUCAUCACCCAAGCUUGAAUUAAAACCACUACCGGAGCAUCUCAAAUAUGUUUACUUGGGUGAGAAAGAGACAUUGUCGAUUAUUAUCACCACACAACUUAUACCCAAGUACAAGAGGAUCGUUUGA
Messenger RNA from Humulus lupulus (European hop), 1488 nucleotides. RefSeq lists its product as uncharacterized. The record is from RefSeq and is a predicted model, not a curated record. Lineage: Eukaryota; Viridiplantae; Streptophyta; Magnoliopsida; Rosales; Cannabaceae. The coding region runs from base 1 to 1488 and encodes 495 amino acids. The transcript is spliced from 3 exons.